CAUUCUCUCUAUUUAAUCAACCUGCAGCACGAGCGCCGACGAAUCACUUCAUCUCCUCAGCGGAUCAGAUCGAAACCGUGGAUUGAUAUAACCCACUGACCAAGCGUUAAAGCCAGAAUGACAGAGUUGCAGUCUUCACCACCAAAUGAGGAGAAGAGUCUAAGUGCCAAUGAACUGACUGAAUUCUUCACCAUGUGGCAAGAAUUAAACUUCACAGAUGACAACAACUCGCAGGUGGAAGCGCAAAUGUGCCCCACAUCCUUCAACCGUUCUGCUCUCCUCCAUGCUAUGUGCACCCUCUACUCCUUCAUUUUUGUUGUGGGCCUGGCCGCCAAUGCGCUAGUAGUGUGGGUCAACUUUCGCUCAGGGCGUCAUUACCAUGACACACACUUGUAUAUAUUAAACAUAGCAGUGGCUGACCUGUGUGCGGUCGCUACUCUCCCGGUGUGGGUGAGCUCACUGGCACAGGAAGGUCACUGGCCAUUUGGCCAGGCGGCUUGUAAGCUCACACAUCUACUCUUCAGCGUCAAUCUUUUCGCCAGCAUCUUCUUCCUGGCCUGCAUGAGUGUGGACCGGUAUCUUUCAGUGGUCCACUCAAGGGAGAUUUCUCAAAGAAGAGGACGACAAAUACGACGUUUAGUGUGUGUGGUAACAUGGCUGCUUGCUUUAUUUGCCUCCAUUCCUGACGCAUACUUCUUGCAGUCGGUAAAGUCACAACACAGUCCUAUGACUUUGUGUCAUCCUAUAUAUCCAGAAGACAACCCUUUGCAGUGGAUGGUGGGCAUUCAGCUGAGUUUUGUGGUUCUUGGUUUUGUCAUACCCUUCCCUGUUAUAGCAGUGUCCUAUGCACUUUUGGCAAACGCUCUGGCCUCCUCUUCCUCUCAUUCCCCUUCAAAUGGUGACCAGGAUCGCAGCGUGAGCAGGAAGGUCAUCCUCACGUACAUAGUGGUUUUCAUAGCUUGCUGGGCACCAUAUCAUGCUGUGCUGUUAGCCGAUGCGCUAGCGAUGCUAGGUGUGUUCCCGAUGGUCUGCAGUUCAGAGAACGGCCUUUUUGUGGCGCUGAACCUCACGCAGUGCCUGUCGCUGCUGCACUGCUGUGUGAACCCUGUGGUCUACAGCUUUGCUCACCGGCAUUACCGCUAUGACCUCAUGAAAGCCUUCAUCUUUAAAUACUCCAAGCGUACGGGGUUGGCGCGACUCAUGGAGGGCUCUCAGGGCACCGAGAUGGAGUACGCAAUGGUGGAAAACACCCCUACAGCUGUGAGCUAGGACCCUCAAGAACAUCAUCCUCAACCGAUGUUCUGCACUGCUUCAAAACAUGAA
This is a messenger RNA of Carassius auratus (goldfish), 1323 nucleotides long. Its product is annotated as atypical chemokine receptor 3-like. Gene Ontology annotation, biological process: chemotaxis; vasculogenesis; G protein-coupled receptor signaling pathway. The record is from RefSeq and is a predicted model, not a curated record. The transcript is spliced from 2 exons. Lineage: Eukaryota; Metazoa; Chordata; Actinopteri; Cypriniformes; Cyprinidae. Gene Ontology annotation, molecular function: coreceptor activity; G protein-coupled receptor activity; chemokine binding. The coding region runs from base 118 to 1269 and encodes 383 amino acids. Gene Ontology annotation, cellular component: membrane.